AAGUAGCUGAGAUACUUUACCAUAAGGAGGGAAUUUACUUGGUUUCCUUUUAGGACACUUACAGUCUCCUAAACGUUCAGCGUCGUGAAGAUUAAUUCACGCUUUCUUCCGUGUUCUUGUAUUAUAGUCUUCCUGAUGUUGUGAAGUGUUGGUUUCCAAUUAUGUCACUGCUGUUUUGUGGAAUGUCAGAAAAAUAAAUAACUUUUAUAAGAUAAGUAGAUACAAACUUCAGGAUCAAUUCUAGUUUCCAUUAUUUUUCUCUAAAUAAUAGUUCAUAUUGUAUUUUUAAAUCAUAAUGUUGAGGAUUUUUAAGUGCUUCUUUUGUAAUCUGGUUUUAGGCUAUUUAUAACUAAUUUUACUAAGUAAGACCAUUGAAAUUAAGUUUCCUUUUGGUUUUCUUUCUAACCAUCUACUCUUAAAUCCAGAGGUAGAUUCUGAUAAGAUGAAAAUGCUCAUCUUAUCUAUGUGCAUGCUGAACUAUAGAAUUGGCUGGUUUUUAGUGUAUGUUUCCUGCAAGCACAUUUUGAACCUUGCUAGAUGCUAAUUCUUGUGACCAUCUGCUGUGAAACAGUGAUAAGUUCCAAGCAAGAAUUUGGUUAUUAUAAUAUUAAAGGGCUUUAUUUUAUUAUUCCCCAUGCCUUUGUAAACACUUUGGCUAGCAGAAGGAAGAAGGACAAAGUCACAGUGAUUGUCCCUGGGGGCUGUAAAUUGUGAAGGAAAAAAAGGAACCUGGGGGCCCUUUUGUAAAGUGGUAGGGAAAUGGCAGUUACCUGGACACUGGGAUGUGUGCCAGUUAUUUAGGUGAGGAAUAACCUCAGACUAAAGUAUGCUUUACUGUAUAGGCAACUAUAUACUUGGAGAUACAGAAUAUGUUUGCAAACCAAACCCAGUGCAAGUAAAUAUUCUUUAAAAUGACUCAAUGUGACAGCAAGUCAAGAGAGUUCAAUAGGGGAGUAUCCUUUAAUGAGAAGUCAUUGCCUAUUAGCACAAACUAUUCAAUUUGACUUUGAAAUUUAGUGUUGCUCCAUCAGGUAAUUGGUUCCCUGCAGGUUGCAUAAAAAUAUUUUUUUCCCGAGGCCAGAAGUAGAUUUUUACGAUCAGUGGUAAUUUAGAAAAUCACAGUUGGCUUCUUUUUAAGGAAACAACCAAACCUGAACCUAAGGGCAAGGCAGUUCUCCCCCAAACAGCAGCAGCUCCCGUGUUGGCUGGGCUCAAACCACAGCUCUUGGUCAACAGGCUGAUGUGUCCUCAGAACUGGCCAGGGGCUGGGUGGGCUCUCAUUUCUUCUUGCCAGAGUAACUCUGCACAUCAAUUCUUGCCCAGGAAAGGUGUUGUCUUGCUGGGCCAUUAUUGCCUUUGAAUUGCAGUAGAGUGUAAUAGUGGUGACAUAAACAUAACUGAUAGUACUGGACUUGCUGGGUUGUUAUUGCUAAAUUUUUCCAGUCAUCAAGAUGUGUGGAUGGGUAUGCUAUGGGUAUUAGAGCUAAUUUUGUCCUUUUUUAUGCUUUUUUAUUUCCUUAUUUGCCAUUACAUGGAAAAUAGUACUGAUUAAAUACUGAAAUUAAUAAGUGCAAUCUCUUCAUGUAUUGGAUUUUAAUAUUUUUCUUUUUAAGAAAGAACAGUGUUCUAUGAAGAGAUUGUGCAGUGUCUUACUACUGUAACAUACUAGCACACCAACUUUUUAGUAAGGAAUCUGCAAAACUGCAAACCAAAAAGAUUCCAUUUUUAAAAAAUGCAGGAGUUCUGAAUUAUGCCUACAAAUAUAAUAUGAAACAUCAUGGUAACUUUUCUGUAACAAAACCAGUCUCUUUUUUUGGCAGUGACAUUACUAAAUCACUACCUGCACUGGUUACCAAAUGUUAAAAACACAUGGAAAUCAUUGUGAAACUUCCCAUUUAGAAAUAGUUCAGAGAUUUGAUGUGCUCCUUGUGAUCAUCUUCACAGGUGUGCUGUUUUCUGGCUCCUCUAAGAAGACAAUUUCUAAAUUUUACAGUUUUGAGCUACUUGAGGUGUGCAUUCACCGUGUUAGAUCGUGCAGCAGCAUUCGUGUUAUAAAAUCAAAAUAUGUGUGCGUGUUUGACAAAUCUGCCCUCAAGUUUAGUCAUCAACAGCGAUUAUUCAGAACAUCUGCUGUUUCAUGUGGCCAAAUUGUCCAGUUUAAGCUUUCUGACAUUGGAGAAGGGAUUACAGAGGUGACUGUAAAAGAAUGGUAUAUAAAGGAAGGUGACAGUGUGUCUCAGUUUGACAGCAUCUGUGAGGUACAAAGUGAUAAGGCCUCUGUUACUAUCACCAGUCGUUACGAUGGCGUCAUUAGAAAACUCCAUUACAGUAUAGAUGAUAUUGCUUUUGUUGGGAAACCGUUAGUGGACAUUGAAAUUGAUGCUUCAAAAGGUGUUGCCUCAGAAGAAGAUGUUGUUGAAACCCCUCCUAUGUCUCAUGAAGAGCACACUCACCAGGAGAUAAAAGGUCACAAAACAUUAGCAACCCCUGCAGUUCGUCGCCUGGCCAUGGAGAACAAUAUUAAGUUGAGCGAAAUUGUUGGAACAGGGAAAGAUAACAGAAUCCUUAAAGAAGACAUACUCAAUUACUUGGCCAAACAAACAGGAGCUAUUUUACCUCCAUCACCAAAGGCUGAAAUUGUCCCACCUUUGCGAAAAUCAGAGACUGUGCCAGCUGCUCCAAAGGACAAAGCACGCAAAAUCCCAGUACCUGUUUCCAGACCCAUUGUGUUUUCAGGAAAAGAUAAAACUGAACCUGUAACAGGUUUUCAGAAGGCAAUGGUAAAGACUAUGAGUGCAGCCCUGAAGAUCCCCCACUUUGGUUACUGUGAUGAGAUUGAUUUGACUCAGCUUGUUCAGCUGCGAGAAGAGCUGAAGGCUCUGGCUGAGAGCCGUGGAGUUAAGCUUUCCUUUAUGCCUUUCUUCAUAAAGGCAGCCUCUUUGGGAUUAUUGCAGUAUCCAAUUCUUAAUGCUUCCUUGGAUGAAAACUGUCAAAAUGUCACAUAUAAGGCUUCGCACAACAUUGGAGUUGCGAUGGACACGGAGCAAGGGUUAAUUGUCCCAAACGUGAAAAACGUCCAGGUGUGCAGUGUGUUUGACAUUGCUGCUGAACUGAAUCGCCUGCAGUCCUUGGGCUCUGCAGGCCAGCUGGGAACAAGUGACCUCACGGGGGGAACAUUCACCCUUUCAAAUAUUGGCACAAUUGGUGGCACUUAUGCCAAACCAGUGAUACUACCUCCUGAAGUAGCUAUUGGAGCACUUGGAAAGAUACAGGUUGUCCCUCGGUUUAAUGGGAAAGGUGAGGUAUUUAAGGCACAAAUAAUGAACGUGAGCUGGUCAGCUGAUCACCGCAUCAUUGACGGAGCGACCAUGGCCCGCUUCUCUAACCUGUGGAAAUCCUACGUGGAGAACCCGGCUUCCAUGCUGCUGGACCUUAAAUAAAGGAAACCAUGGCUAGAACAUGCCUUUAAACGUUGUGGAUUAGACUGAAUUGUUAUGAAAGCUGUCUCUGCUAACAUGUGCCCUUGGCUACGUGCAUUAUAAAAUAAUGUUAUGUGGUUAAAAGUUCUCAGCAGCUGAUAUCAGUCUAUCUAGUUGUUACUUCUUUUAAUUAGUAGUGCUGUAAUUUCUUCUACAGCAGACUGUCAAACUGAAUAGGUCACGGCUUCUGAACAUGGUGGUGGAAUGUCUUUAUUGUGCCUUUUAUAACAAUUUUCAGGCUGGUGGGACUGAGUGACACUGCUCUACACCUGCAGUAUUUAUAAUCUGAUUAACCUGUUUUGAAGGGGAAUACUCAUAGUUCUUCCGUGUUGGACACGUAAAUUUAUUUUAAUGAAUAAUAAUAUCCAGAUUCCCCAAAGGAAUUACGCAAAAAUCAAAUACAAAUAAAAUGCCUUUAAUGCUUCUGCUGUAAGAGGGCUUUUUGUUGUUUAACUGAGUAAACCUCUUAAGUCUUUUGCUAGUCCACUUUUUCCUGGCAAUUACUUGCACAGAUACUCUUUAUCAGACAAUAAAUGAAGAGGCCAUAUUUAUUCAAAUGCUUACUGAUAACACUUAUUAUAACUAUCAAGGCCUUAAUACUCUCUAGAAUAUCCUGUAUUUUUUUCAGCUGGAAGUAGUUUCAGUCCUUAAUGCUUCCCAGUUACUUUUGUUUCUUAUAGAAAAUAUGUGUCUGUUAAAACCAAACAAGGAAGAAAGAAAGAGAAAACAAAGGAAAAAAGAAGGAUCUUAUUUUGUUUUUCUGACAUUAGGUAAGACUGACAGUAAGCUGACCAUGUUCCAGAAGCUUGCACUAUGUUAUCGACCUGCAGAUACUAGCAUUUACCAGAUUCAACAAAGCAUGGACAUUAAGAAAUACUGUGUAAGAUAAGGACUUCCUAAACUCAGAUAUGAGGCACAUAAUGAAUAGUUUCAAGUUAACACCUGCAGAACAGAAAACAGUUACGUGGCUUUAAGGUGACCAAAACGGAUGAGGAUGGCAGUGGUGAUUUAAGGGGAGAUAGGAAGAAACCCAUUGGAUAUAAAUACCUUUUAGAAACCUAAAUUGCAAUCAGACACAAGAAAAGACAGUUAUAUGGCCUUAAAAAUGAAUUUGUGAUGCACAAAAUGGACAUUUUCUCCUUUCUUUAGAUAUAUCAAAACCAGGAGCAUUCUGCAAAAGUGUAGACCACAGUUGUCUAUUGCAUUUAGCUGUGAAAAUGUGAGACAGGCUAUCAGAAGAAGAAUCCCUGCUAUCCUUGAUGCUGAGAGUGAGCAAGAGAAAAGCUGGUAAUGUAGGAGGGGGAGCAUGGAGCAUCCGUGUAAGGUGCUAUUUAUAUUUCUAUUGUGGUAUAAGGGUCUUUUAUAUAAAGGUCGUUUCUUGCAAAGUUUGACUAAUAUAUCAUGCUUGUCACCUAAUUCAUUUUUAUCAGAUUUAUUUAUUCCUAAUAAAAAAAAAAUAAAGCCACAAAGAAUUGUAAUACUGUUUUUAUUUGUGAAUUUUAUGCAGGCAGUUCUGUACAGGUGACUCAAACUAUUUCUUCUGCUCUUGAACAUGCUGUACUCAAGGCUACCAAAAGAGCACAGCCUAAUGGCUCCUUUCCUGCAAGUAUAUUGUUGUGGUAAGGGGCUCAGUCUGAACAGGAUAUUUUUUUAAUCUGAUGACCACUGAGAAAAUAAACAGAGGAAACAUAAGUAGUUGAAAGAAAGCAAUAAAGUGAUUUAGAAAUAUUUAAGAUAGAAUAAUUUUACUUGCACAAGGAGCCUGAAAUUUUCUCUCAAGACUCCAGUAAAUGGGAGGGCUGUUGAGUUUCUUUCCCCUAAUUAUCUGUCUUUAAGGAGGAGGAGGAAAUGAAGUUAGGUUU
Messenger RNA from Myiozetetes cayanensis, 5341 nucleotides. RefSeq names its product dihydrolipoamide branched chain transacylase E2 (gene DBT). The record is from RefSeq and is a predicted model, not a curated record. Gene Ontology annotation, molecular function: acetyltransferase activity; lipoic acid binding. Gene Ontology annotation, cellular component: mitochondrion; cytoplasm. Bases 1857 to 3440 code for a protein of 527 amino acids. The transcript has 12 exons. Lineage: Eukaryota; Metazoa; Chordata; Aves; Passeriformes; Tyrannidae.